Molecule: messenger RNA, 1348 nt
Organism: Hevea brasiliensis (rubber tree)
Lineage: Eukaryota; Viridiplantae; Streptophyta; Magnoliopsida; Malpighiales; Euphorbiaceae
Product: magnesium dechelatase SGRL, chloroplastic
Exons: 5
Coding region: 242-1021 (259 amino acids)
Source: RefSeq, a predicted model, not a curated record
UUUCCAAGCAAAGAACGAGCAUUCAUCAAAGGAAAUUUUGGCAACAUAAUAUGUGGACCGAAUGGCUUGAUAAAGAUUUUUGGAGUUGUGGGACAGAAACCACAUGUGAAUCCAAGUCCACAUGACCAGAGCUAUGAUGAUAAGCCUCAAUUCUCCACACCCAUCACUCUCUUUCAAGCUUGGAGAGAGACAAUAGGUGAGGAGUGAAAGACGAAGGAAAGCAUCUUGUUUUGCAUUUCCCAUGGCCUGUCAUUGUGCUUACUACGCUUUUUCACCCUCACCACCAUACAAGGAUUUCUCCAUCGCCAAGCCAUCCACAAGAUCCAAACCUUUUCUUCUUUCCUCCAUUGCCAACGCUACUAGAGCUUCCUUCAACACCCUUGUCUCUCAGGCAGUUAGACAUUUGGUUCCUCCAGCAAGAUUUGAAGCUUCAAAGUUAAAAGUUGUUUUAAUGGGAAAAGAGAUGAAUGAAUAUUCUGGAAUCAUCCCAAGAACUUACAUCCUCUCUCACUGUGACUUCACAGCAAACCUAACCUUGACUAUCUCCAAUGUCAUUAACAUUGAUCAGUUGAGAGGCUGGUAUAGCAAAGAUGAUGUGGUUGUUGAGUGGAAGAAAAUAGGUGGGAAAUUAGGUCUGCAUAUCCAUUGCUAUGUGAGUGGUCCCAAUCUGAUGCUAGACCUCGCUGCUGAGUUACGAUAUUAUAUAUUCUCGAAGGAAAUGCCUUUGGUACUUGAGGCUGUGUUGCAUGGAGAUUCAGUAAUGCUCAGGGAGCAUCCUGAGUUAAUUAAUGCUUUGGUUUGGGUAUAUUUCCAUUCUAGCUCUCCAAAGUACAAUCGCCUGGAGUGUUGGGGGCCACUCAAGGAUGCUGCUAAGGGGAGACAGGGAGAUCAUUUUCAAUCCUUUUCAGGGGAGACAGGGAGAUCAUUUUCAGGGGAGACAGGGAGAUCAUUUUCAACUCCUGCCAAAAAGUGGCGAGGACAAAAAUCCAUUUUCCAAGCUAUUUUUGCCUUUCUUCUUUGAAGUGCUUUGCUUUGGCAGUAUGACCUUAAUGGCUAAUUUCAAUGGCCAAAGUUUAAUGAAGGCUCAGCGUAUACAGAACCACCAAAAACCUUACUGUAAGAGUAAGACACAGAAUUGAAGUCAUAAGCUGCAUCAAAACAAGGAUUGUUGGGUUCUCAAUUGAUUCUUCUGCAAUUAACAUAUUUAUGUUCAAUUGGAAAUAUUUAUUGACAACUCUUGUGCAACUGAUCAUUUGUUCAUUUGUUUAUCAAUGGCUGAUGUUUUCACUGCCUUUUAGUUGUAAAGUGGGUUGAUUUGGCUCUUUUUAAUAGAAAAUUCAAUUUUAAA